Molecule: messenger RNA, 9063 nt
Organism: Pygocentrus nattereri (red-bellied piranha)
Lineage: Eukaryota; Metazoa; Chordata; Actinopteri; Characiformes; Serrasalmidae
Gene: myo7aa
Product: myosin VIIAa
Exons: 49
Coding region: 44-6715 (2223 amino acids)
Cellular component (GO): cytoskeleton; myosin complex
Molecular function (GO): cytoskeletal motor activity; ATP binding; protein binding
Source: RefSeq, a predicted model, not a curated record
UGCUGUUUGGGGUCUGAGAUGCCGCUCCCGCGGUGAAGUGGCCAUGGAGGUGGAGAGGUUUUUGGAGGGCAGGGACAGGAGAGCACGCAGACUCAGCUACAGGUGUCCCACAUUGGUACAGGGCGACUAUGUGUGGCUGGACCUGAAAACUGGUCGGGAGUUCGACGUCCCCGUCGGAGCGGUAGUGAAGCUCUGUGACUCGGGUCAGAUCCAGGUUCUGGAUGAUGAAGGCAAUGAACACUGGAUCUCCCCUCAGAAUGCCACCAACAUUAAGCCGAUGCACCCCACCUCUAUCCAUGGAGUGGAGGACAUGAUUCGGCUGGGGGACCUGAAUGAAGCAGGGAUUCUCCGUAACCUGCUGAUCCGCUACAGAGAACACCUUAUAUAUACAAACUGUGGAGGCAGGACCUACACAGGUUCGAUCCUGGUGGCGGUGAACCCUUACCAGCUGCUCCCCAUCUACACAGCUGACCAGAUCCGCCUCUACACCAACAAGAAAAUCGGAGAAAUGCCUCCUCACAUCUUCGCCAUCGCUGACAACUGUUACUUCAACAUGCAGAGAAACAAUAAAGACCAGUGCUGCAUCAUCAGCGGUGAGUCCGGGGCAGGGAAGACAGAGAGCACAAAGCUGAUCCUGCAGUUUCUGGCAGCCAUCAGUGGGCAGCACUCCUGGAUUGAGCAGCAGGUGCUGGAGGCCAACCCCAUACUAGAGGCCUUUGGAAAUGCCAAGACCAUCCGUAAUGACAACUCCAGCCGAUUUGGGAAGUACAUUGACAUCCAUUUCAACAAGAGAGGGGCAAUAGAGGGGGCCAAAAUCGAGCAGUACCUGCUGGAGAAGUCCAGAGUGUGCCGACAGGCCAGAGAUGAGAGGAACUAUCAUAUUUUCUACUGCAUGCUGAAGGGGAUGACUCCAGAGCAGAAGAAGAAGCUUGGCUUGGGAAAAGCUACAGAUUACACUUACCUCACUAUUGGAAACUGCACGGUGUGUGAUGGACGUGAUGACCAGAAGGAGUACUCUAACAUCCGCUCAGCCAUGAAGGUGCUCAUGUUCACAGACACAGAGAACUGGGAGAUCUCCAAGUUGCUGGCAUCUAUUCUGCACAUGGGCAACUUCAACUACGAAGCCCGCACAUAUGAUAACCUGGAUGCCUGUGAGGUGGUGCGCUGCGCUGAUCUGACCACUGCUGCAAAGUUGUUGGAGGUCGACUCUAAGGACCUGAUGAACUGCCUGACCAGUCGCACCAUAAUCACACGAGGGGAGACAGUGUCCACUCCUCUGAGUAUGGAGCAGGCCUUGGAUGUUCGAGACGCCUUUGUAAAGGGAAUAUAUGGACGCCUGUUUGUGUGGAUUGUUGAAAAGAUUAAUGCAGCCAUCUACAAACCUCCAUCCCAUGAUCUCAAAGCAGUCCGCAGGUCCAUCGGCCUGCUGGACAUCUUCGGUUUUGAGAACUUUACGGUCAACAGCUUUGAGCAGCUGUGUAUAAACUUCGCUAAUGAGAACCUGCAGCAGUUCUUUGUUCGCCAUGUCUUCAAGCUGGAGCAGGAGGAGUAUAACCUGGAGAACAUCAGCUGGCAGCACAUCGAGUUCACCGACAACCAGGAUGCCCUGGACAUGAUCGCCAUCAAACCCAUGAACAUCAUCUCCCUCAUCGACGAGGAGAGCAAGUUCCCCAAGGGCACAGACACCACCAUGCUGAACAAGCUGAACUCCCAACACAAACUCAACACUAACUACAUCCCCCCGAAAAACACCUACGAGACCCAGUUUGGAAUCCAGCACUUCGCUGGCAUCGUCUACUACGAGACCCGAGGUUUUCUAGAGAAGAACAGAGACACCCUUCAUGGUGACAUCAUUCAGCUCGUCCACUCUUCAAAGAACAAGUUCAUUAAGCAGAUCUUCCAGGCUGAUGUGGCCAUGUUUUUGUGUGGUUAUGUGCCUGGUGGUACUCUCGGUCAGCCGGGCACGCCUCCUCUGAAGGGGGCAGAGACGAGGAAGCGUUCUCCAACGCUGAGCAGUCAGUUCAAACGUUCUCUGGAGCUGCUGAUGCGCACGCUGAGUGUGUGUCAGCCUUUCUUCGUGCGCUGCAUCAAACCAAAUGAGUACAAGAAGCCCAUGCUGUUCGACAGGGAGCUGUGUGUUAGGCAGCUCCGCUACUCCGGAAUGAUGGAAACCAUCCGGAUCCGUCGGGCUGGAUACCCCAUCCGCUACACCUUUGUGGAGUUUGUGGAUCGAUAUCGCGUCCUGAUGCCUGGAGUGAAGCCUGCAUACAAACAGGAGGACCUGAGAGGGACCUGCCAGCGGAUUGCUGAGGCUGUCCUUGGCAGAGACGAUGACUGGCAGAUGGGAAAGACCAAAAUUUUCCUGAAGGAUCAUCAUGACAUGCUGCUGGAGAUCGAGCGAGACAAGGCCAUCACUGACAAGGUCAUCCUCAUCCAGAAAGUGGUCCGGGGUUUUAAAGACAGAUCCAACUUCCUUAAAAUGAAGAGAGCAGCUCUGAUGAUCCAGAAAACUUGGAGGGGUUACAACUGCCGGAAGAACUAUGAUGCGAUGCGUGCUGGUUUCUCUCGGCUCCAGGCCCUGUUUCGCUCACGGAAGCUCUAUCAGACAUACCAUGUGGCCCGGCAGAGGAUUACACUGUUCCAGGCCCGCUGCAGAGGCUGCCUGGUGCGCCGUGCCUUCAGGCACCGCCUCUGGGCCGUUAUCACCAUCCAGGCCUACACCAGGGGCAUGAUCGCCCGCCGCCUCUACAAGAGACUCAAAGGAGAGUACCGGAGGCGUCUGGAGGCGGAGAAGAUGCGUCUGGCUGAGGAGGAGAAGCUGAGGAACCAGAUGAGCGCCAAGCGGGCCAAAGCCGAGGCGGAGCGUAAACAUCAGGAGCGUCUGGCCCAGCUGGCUCGGGAGGACGCAGAGCGGGAGAAGAAGGAGAAAGAGGAGGCACGCAGGAAGAAGGAGAUGCUAGAUCAGAUGGAGAAAGCACGCCAUGAGCCAGUGAAUGACUCCGACAUGGUGGAUAAGAUGUUUGGCUUUCUGGGCACCACCAAUUCCUUCCCUGGGCAGGAGGGCCAGGCGCCAGCCGGGUUUGAGGACCUGGAGCGCACUCAGAGGGAGCUGGAGGAAGAGGAUCUGGAUGAAGCUCUUCCUCUGCCUGAGGAAGAGGAGGAGGACCUAUCUGAGUAUAAAUUUGCCAAGUUUGCUGCCACCUACUUCCAGGGCACCAGCACCCACACUUACAUGCGGCGUCCGCUCAAACAGCCUCUGCUGUUUCACGAGGACGAGGGUGACCAGCUGGCUGCCCUGGCCGUGUGGAUCACAGUCCUACGCUUCAUGGGCGACCUUCCAGAACCCAAAUACCACACGGCCAUAAGCGACGGCAGCGAGAAAAUCCCCGUCAUGACCAAGAUCUAUGAGACACUGGGCAAGAAAACCUACAAGAGAGAACUACAGGCCCUGCAGGGCGAGGGAGAGAACGCUCACAUUGACAGUCAUAAGAAGAACAGUGUGCGUCACAAGCUAGUGUCCCUCACCCUUAAGAAGAAGUCAAAGAUUACAGAGGAGGUGACCAAGCGUCUGAAUGAUGGCGAGUACACGGUGCACGGGAACAGCAUGCUGGAAGACCGGCCCACAUCCAACCUGGAGAAACUUCACUUCAUCAUCGGGAAUGGGAUCCUCCGUCCCGCGCUCAGAGAUGAAAUCUACUGUCAGAUUUGUAAGCAGCUGACCCAGAACCCGUCCAAAAGCAGCCACGCCCGUGGCUGGAUCCUCCUGUCCCUGUGUGUGGGCUGCUUCGCCCCCUCUGAGAAGUUUGUGAAGUACCUGAGGAACUUCAUCAGUGAAGGACCUCCAGGCUACGCCCCGUACUGCGAGGAAAGGCUCAGGAGAACAUUUGUGAAUGGCACCAGAACACAGCCCCCCUCUUGGCUUGAGCUCCAGGCUACUAAGUCUAAGAAACCCAUCAUGCUGCCUGUGACCUUCAUGGAUGGCACCACAAAGACCCUGCUGACCGACUCAGCCACCACAGCUAAGGAGCUGUGUAACGCCCUGUCAGACAAAAUCACCCUCAGAGAUCGCUUCGGCUUCUCUCUCUACAUCGCCCUGUUUGAUAAGGUUUCAUCUCUGGGCAGUGGCAGUGACCAUGUGAUGGAUGCUGUGUCUCAGUGUGAGCAGUAUGCUAAAGAGCAGGGAGCUCAGGAGCGUAACGCCCCCUGGAGGCUGUUCUUUAGGAAGGAAAUCUUCACACCCUGGCACGACCCCACUGAGGACGGGGUAGCCACUAACCUCAUCUACCAGCAGAUUGUACGCGGGGUCAAAUUUGGAGAGUACCGUUGUGACCGGGAUGAUCUAGCAGAGCUUGCCUCUCAACAGUAUUAUGUGGACUAUGGUUCGGAGAUCCUGGUGGAACGUCUCCUCAGCCUCAUUCCGUCCUACAUUCCUGACCGAGAAAUCAGCUCCGCCAAGACGGUUGAGAAAUGGGCCCACUUCAUCAUGGCUGCCCAUAAAAAGGGCAUUUACACACAGAAACGAGUGGACCCCCAGAAGGUCAAAGAGGAAGUGGUGGAUUUUGCUCGAUACAAGUGGCCUUUGUUAUUCUCAAGAUUCUAUGAAGCCUUUAAAUUCUCAGGGCCCAGUCUACCUAAGAAUGAUGUAAUUGUAGCUGUGAACUGGACUGGAGUUUACUUUGUGGACGAACAAGAGCAGGUUCUACUAGAACUCUCUUUCCCUGAGAUCACUGCUGUCUCCAGCAGCAGGGGAGGGAAACUCCAGGGGCAAAGUUUCACCUUGGCCACCUUAAAAGGAGAUGAGUACACCUUCACCUCCAACAACGCAGAGGACAUUCGAGACCUUGUCGUCACUUUCCUCGAGGGCCUUAGGAAGAGGUCAAAGUUUGUAGUGGCACUGCAGGAUAACCCGAGCCCAGUCGGUGAUGACUCGACGUUCCUGAGCUUCUCCAAGGGUGACCUCAUCCUGCUGGACCAGGACACGGGGGAGCAGGUCAUGACCUCUGGCUGGGCGCAUGGGAUCAACGACAGAACCAAACAGCGAGGAGACUUUCCAGCUGACUGUGUCUAUGUGCUGCCCACUGUUACCAGACCUCAGCCUGAUAUUGUGGCUCUGGUUACUAUGACGCCAGACCAGCGUCAGGAGUCGAUCCGCGUGUCCCAGGUAGCUCUGCCGGAGAGCGUGGAGAGAGUGAAACCUUACACACUGGAGGAGUUCUCCUACGACUACUUCAGGCCACCUCCUAAACACACUCUGAGCAGAGUGAUGAUCACAAAGAACCGGGGGAAGGACAAGAUGUGGUGCUGCACGCGAGAGCCCAUCAAACAGCCCCUGCUGAAGAAGGUUCUGGCCCAUGAGGAGCUCUCCCAGGAGGCCUGCAUGGCUUUCAUUGCCAUGAUGAAGUAUAUGGGCGACUAUCCAUCCAAACGAACACGCUCUGUGAACGAACUGACGGACCAAAUCUUCGAGGGGGCGCUGAAGGCUGAGCCGCUGAAAGAUGAGAUUUUCUGUCAGAUUCUCAAACAGCUAACUGAGAAUCAUGUGAAGUACAGUGAGGAGAAAGGCUGGGAGCUGCUCUGGUUGUGUACUGGACUCUUCCCUCCCAGUAACGUCCUCCUGCCCCACAUCCAGAGAUUUCUCCAGUCAAAGAAACACCAUCCGCUCUCCCUGGACUGCAUGCAGAGACUGCAGAAAGCCUUACGGAAUGGCUCCAGGAAGUAUCCUCCUCACCUGGUGGAAGUGGAGGCGAUCCAGCACAAGACAACUCAGAUCUUUCACAAAGUGUACUUCCCAGAUGACACAGAUGAGGCUUUCGAGGUCGAGUCCAGCACCAAGGCUAAGGACUUCUGUCUGAACAUCUCUGGCCGCCUGCUGCUCAAAUCCCCGGAGGGCUUCAGCCUGUUUGUAAAGAUUUCCGAUAAGGUGAUAAGUGUUCCAGAAGGUGAUUUCUUCUUUGACUUUGUCAGACAUCUCACUGACUGGAUCAAGAAAGCCAGACCUGCUAAAGACGGUAUAGUGCCUUCGUUGACAUACCAGGUGUUCUUCAUGAAGAAGCUGUGGACUAACACAGUUCCUGGAAAGGACUCUUUCGCUGACUCUAUUUUCCAUUACUACCAGGAGCUUCCUAAGUAUCUUCGCGGUUACCACAAAUGCUCCCGAGACGAAGUCUUCCAGCUGGCAGCCCUGAUCUACCGAGUCAAAUUUGAAGACGACAAAUCCUACUUUCCCAGCAUCCCUAAAAUGCUGAAAGAGCUGAUUCCUCAGGACCUGAUCCGCCAGCUCUCUCCUGACGACUGGAAGCGGUCAAUUGUGGCGUACUUCAAUAAGCAUGCUGGCAAGUCGAGGGAGGAGGCCAAGCUCAUGUUUCUGAAGAUCAUUUUCAAGUGGCCCACGUUUGGCUCUGCUUUCUUUGAAGUGAAGCAAACCACUGAGCCCAACUUCCCUGAGAUCUUACUGAUAGCCAUCAACAAACACGGAGUGAGCCUCAUAGACCCAAAGACCAAGGACAUUUUGACCACCCACCCCUUCACAAAGAUCUCCAACUGGAGCAGCGGAAACACAUACUUCCACAUCACCAUCGGCAACCUUGUGAGAGGAAGCAAGCUGCUUUGUGAAACCUCGCUGGGCUACAAAAUGGAUGACCUGCUGACGUCCUACAUCAGCCAGAUGCUGACCACCAUGAGUAAGCAGCGGAGCUCGCGGGGGCACAGCAAGUGAACGUCUUACUGGCGGGAGGCGGCGGAGCUGGUGCGUCUGCUGCGGCCCAUGGGCCAGCCGUGCAGCUGGAGCCGGACCUUCGCGUGGCAGCUGUGGAGGAUGAGCCGCAGCCCCUCCGCUAGCUCCCUGGGCUCCGGAUACCCCAACCUUGAUGACGAUGAUGAUGAUGAUGCCAUUUCUUCUCCCUCCACUGAGGACACCUACCUCUGACUGGACCUGGGGCUGGAGACUGAGCUACCGGCCAUAAAGCUCCUAGCCUCCCGCCUCUGAUAAUAAACAUAAUGAUAAUAAUACAUUUUAUUUAUAUAGCGCCUUUACAAAGCUCAAGGUGGCUCUAGAGAUCAUCAACAAUAAAGAGCACAGCCCAGCAAUGAUGCAUAUAAAUAACAAGGAAAACAAGAGAGAAGAACAGAAAGUUAAAUAGGUGACAAAAAUAUGCAAGCAAAAGAAAUAAGAUGAAAAGAAGUGAAUAAGAGAGAACAAACACUGAGGUAUAGACAGAUAAGGAAACAUUUUCAGUGCACUUCUUGUAUGUGCAUUGAACCUGAUUCUGUGACACAAACAUUGAUGAUUAAGUGGCUUCGUGGGACGGUUGCUCUGCUGAUAGUGCAUGUGAGCGUUAUGGACAGAGUGCAGCUGAAAGCAGGUUAUAAAUGAGCUGCAGAGUCUUUAUGUUUUGAAUUAUGCAAGAAAGCAUUUACCAGUAAUUUGGGUACAAUGUCAUUUUUACAACUAUUAGAAGUACACCCAUGAAUUAUGAACAUAUCGCUGCUGUCAGAACAAAACCUUGUGUCCCUUGUAUCUAUUUCUUUUCAAUUUUAUACAUAAUUUGAAAUUGCCUGUUACUCUUUACGUUGUGUGCAAAUUUUAAUGAUGAAUGGACCAAAAGAAACGGCCCAAAAUGCCUUGGGGAAAAUGUCUGGUUCCAUUGACUUGCAUUACAAAUGAAGUAGGUUUUUUCCUUCUCCUGUAAAGUUACUAUUUUGGAGAUGCAAGGUUUUCAUCCGUCAGCAUCGAUAAAUUCCUAUGAACAUAAUUAGGCGCAGCAGUGAUGCACUCAUUUAGGGGUUUCCACAAAAAGCAAGUGCCCAACGAGACCCUCACUCACCUGCUCUCUUUCUGGACAGUUUUUACUCUGGGCUGAAGUUGUGUAAUGUCUAAUGGGGCAUUGUGGCCCAGAACCAUCAUUUUACCAUGUUAAUAUUUGUCAUUUUUUCCCAUUAUGUAACAUUGUGCAGUACAGCCUCUUCGGGUUGACACAGUUCAUAUUUUUGUGUCCUCUUUUGUCCAUCAGUGUUGUCUCACUACAAUACCCAGCAUGCAUUAGGCAAAUAUAUUAUCCAACCAUUAGGACCCCUACAGUGCUAAAGUAAUUCUAACAGCUAGCAUAGCCACUUAGGCCCAAAAAAGCCCAAAAAAUCACCCCAAAGCACCUCCCACCUUCAGCAUACGUCAUCAGAAGGGGAUUUAGUCUUUAAACUAGAAAAUCUCCAGUGACAAUGCUGUAAAAUGUGAAUAGGCAUGUUUUCAACAGAUGUAGCGAUGGUUAUAUUAUUCAUUUUGGCCAGAGCACCCCUUUAAUUUAUGAUGCAGCCCACCUUCUGAAAAAAAUCAGGGUGGUUUGGAUGUUCCAACCAUAAUAAUAUGUUAUUUUCUCAGCUAUAGCUGUGGCAGUUUAGAGCACAUGGAUAAGAGGUGUGGUGGAAGGGUUUGUAUGAGUUGUAUCUCUGAACUCUAAACUGACUGCAGCAUUUUUAUAUCUUCGCUUUCUGUUGGAAGCCUUAAUUUGUUAAUUUUUCAACUGUGUGUGUAAGUCCUGUAUGUUUUAUAGGUGUGAACACUGUGAAAUAGUUUAGUAAUGGGUAAUGGAAUAAUCUGCUUAUUUUAGGCUUCUAUUUUUUUUAAAUGUUGGGUCAAAGAAAUCUCAGAAGAGUCAGCGCUUCAUUGUUUAAGCUGAAGGAUUGUUAGGCUGACGUUCUAACAGUGAGAAAGUUUUGAAUCUCAUGGCCUUAUUUCAUAGUCGUAUCUGUGUAACGAGAGGGGCUGGAAUGUGGAUGAACCUAGUUUGUGAACCUUAUUUUUAAUGUGGCUUAUUAACACUUUCAAAGGCUGACCUGUAACUGUUCUAGGAUCUGCGUAGCUGGUGUUUAUUUUGGUUCUGGGAUUGUCUUUAGAGUGUCCUUUGUGUUCUUACCCUGGUCCUCCUCCAUGUUGUGUAGAUAUGCAGCUAAAUUAAAGGUUCAAAGAUCAUUUUAUCAUUUCACGUAUCGCUGCUGUCAGGACAAAACCUCGGAUCUCCAUUUUUGUCGUUUUUCAGUUUUUGACAUAAUUUGAAAAUGCCUGUUGCU